Messenger RNA from Phialemonium atrogriseum, 2172 nucleotides. RefSeq lists its product as uncharacterized. NCBI's taxonomy places the organism in Eukaryota, Fungi, Ascomycota, Sordariomycetes, Cephalothecales, Cephalothecaceae. Bases 229 to 2163 code for a protein of 644 amino acids. The transcript has a single exon. The record is from RefSeq and is a predicted model, not a curated record.
ACUCUGACUAAACUCCGCCCGAUCCGACCCACUUUUUCUGCUGCAAGGAGCAACCAGGGAGUCUUGGAACCUUCCUGUUACGUCAGCCUCCCACACCUAUCCGUCAUCUUCGGCCCCCCUUAUCAUCCGCGUCGCUGCCUUGCGCCUCGAUCAAUAUAAGAGCUGCAGCCUGGCCACUUCGACCCGGCUUCGCCUCACUCACAGAAACAGGAAUCUCUGGGACCGCCCAUGUUCCGCUUUUGGAGUUCCGACGCGAGGGGAUGCGAAAAGACGGUUGAAUCAAGUGUUUUAUCGCAAGACUCGGCUGCGCCGAUAACUGCGACGCUGCCUGGCUCGAGACUGGACCGCCCUCCCAAGCGGAGGCGGCCUAGCCUCUCCGAAGAAGCUCUUCACCUCGGCGACUGCCACGGUCAGCCGCCGACAAAACGUGCGACAGUGCAAAGUGUCUCCUUGCCGUCGCCGCAGUCUCCAUCGCCAGAGUACAAGCAGGAGGAGGAGCAGUAUGGAUCCCCACAAGACACGCUCGUGAAAGGUGAUCUCGAGACUGCAAAAGAGGCUAUCCAGUACCAGUUUGGUCUUGAAAUCCUCUUGAAACAUGACGAGUUACGGCUCAUCAACCAGGAGCUGGCGAAAUGCCAGGUCGCCCUCGAGCAACUUCGACGUUGCCACCUCAUUCCAUACCCCGUCAGCUGUCCGACCCCGGCGCAGAUGCUGGAUAUCAGUAGUGGCAAGGGCCCCGCACUGCAAAGUCGACCCGGCGAACCUGUCCCAAGAUGGGCUCCGCCUUUCGGGGUGGUUGAUGGACCUUAUGCCCGGCACUAUGCUAAGUGGCUAAUACCCGAUCCCGUGUUCGAUGGUAUCCAGCCCGAACCCCAGGGUACCCCUUAUGCAAGCCGCGCGAAGAAUACCGCCGAAGGUAGGACGACGAGGAACAGCCUCGCCGACCCGACCAGUUUUUCCAAGGGACGUCCAGUGCGUGGUAUUGGUGGCCAGAAGCUACAGUCGCUAUCCAGUGGAUACCCGCAGCAGAAGGAUAAGCAAGCGCCUUGCAUCCUCAAACGGUCGGACGGGCAGACUGUGAAACUCAUCUGCAUUGACUGUCAGAGGUGGGACUUCUCGAGCACGCAAGGCUUCAUCAACCACUGCCGUAUCGCGCAUCGGAGAGACUUCAAGAGUCACGAGGAGGCUGCUGUACACUGCGGACACCCUAUCGAGGUUGACGAGGCUGGCGGCAUUGUCGGUGAUGAAAAGCCGGCAGCCCCCUCUUCCUCCGCAGGCGCCUUUUCAGGCCUCGUUCACCCUUUUGCCCGCAACGAGCCGAUUACAGAGCAACAGGCCUACACAGCCCUUCGCUCUCGCAUCACUGCGUCGCUCAAACUCUACCAUGCCGGUAAACUACCCAACGUAAAGUCUAUACCGGGUGCCUCGGCGAAACCCUCUGCCCACUCAACUGCCAAGUCGUCAGCUCCUUUCGUCGGUGCAGUGGCGACUCCUUACCUGUCUCAGAUGUUGCAGAAGAAGGAGUUUAAGGGGAACCUCGGUGACUACGUCAGUGAUGCCAGGACCAAGUCGGGUCUGGAUGAGAUGUUUGCGCCUGGCGAGGAUUCGGAAGAUCCGGACAACUUGAGCAACUCGGACGGCGUUUCAAGCCCUGUCAAGUCGCACGCAACUGCAGCGCGGACGCCGGUAGUUAUGCGCGUGCCGGCACGUACGGUGGUCUCUCCUGUCCCACUCCCAACCAUUCCUCGCCCGACCAGCAGCAAAGGCCGCACUCACACUCCCCACUUGUCUUUCAACGGAGUUCCGGAUAAUGAUGAAGAGUCGGCGUUGUAUGAGGAGAUGGAUAUCGACCUCAGCCCCAAUACCAUGACUAGCAACAAUGCGCCGUCCCUGGUUAGUGACGACGGCGAAUAUGACGAUUCGGACGAUGGAUCGUCGUCCGAGACUAGCGACGGCACGGAAGAAGAGUCGGUUUCCGACGUGGCUGAGAUCAACAUCGACGAGGAUCAGGACCACGAUACCCCUCGGCCAAUCCGCCAUCACCGCACCAACUCUGGCACGACGGUCAAACUUCGGAAGGAUGAGGGCAAGCACGUCACGUUUGUCACCCCUAUCACAGGGAACACCGGGAAGACGAAGGGACGACGGAAGCAGAAGGCUUAAACAUAUUCG